UCCUGGGACCGGAAGUGCGUGGGCUGCCGCACUGGCUCUUCUUGGGGUUUUCUGGAAACAAGGAAGUGAUGGUGAUAGUUGGAAUCUAAGCACUCUUGAGACGGCCUCCGGGUGCCCUGUGAGAGGAAAGGGGAGGUAAGCGGGGUAGAAGUUCCUCCGUGGGCCGGGCCAGACUCGGUGUUUUCGGGUUAGCCUAGUAGAGUAAGUCUCGUGCUCCCCUACCGAAACAGCUGCCGCCUCUCAGCUGAAUCCCGUUACUCCCAUGUAAGGCUACGUUGCUCUUUUUGGGACCUCGGAGUGCCAGGCUUCUUGGCCUGCAAAGUGGGCAAGUGGCAGCACCAUGUUUUCGGACCCAGUGUGAACUAAUUCAUGAUCACUGAACUUGAGCUUGCCGUGAAGCCACGUCGUAAGACUCUGGAAAAGUGCUCCCUUUCCCCGAAUAAGAGAAUAAAGUUCCUUUAGGAGGAAUUGCUUCUAUGGGCCAGUGUGAAAAAGGUAACCUUCCUGGACUGUUUUGGUUUAGGGGUUCCUUUGUCACUACAAACACUCCACCUUGUUGCAGAAGAAGCCCAAGCAGUAAAACAGGUCGUAGGAUGCCACUGGAAUCAUCUUCCUCCUUGAUGCAGUUAUCCUUCCCUUCUUUAUCUUCAGUACCAGGCAAUACUACCAACUCUUCUCCUCCCCCAAUGUCUUACAUCACUUCCCAGGAGAUGAAGUGUAUUCUUCACUGGUUUGCCAGUUGGUCAGUUCCCCAGCGGGAACGUUUCCUACAGGAUCUGGUAGCUAAGGCAGUGCCAGGAAAAUUACAGCCACUGUUGGAAGGUCUGGAGCAGCUCAGUGUGUCUGGAGCAAACAGACCACCUUGUAUCUUUGAGUGCCAGCUACAUCUUUGGGAUCAGUGGUUUCGAGGUUGGGCUGAGCAGGAACGCAAUGAAUUUGUCAGGCAGCUGGAGGUCAGUGAACCAGACUUUGUGGCAAAGUUUUACCAAGCAGUGGCUGCUACAGCUGGUAAAGACUGAUUGGCAUUAAAAUCAAAGAAGAUAAUGGUAGGUAAUGGAGCCAAGGCCACAAUUUUACAGUAAGAACUUCAAACAUGUCACUUGAAAGGCUGGGGAUAGUAUUCUGAUCAACUGACUGAACUCACAAGCACAGGUCUGGUUAUUUCCUUGUUAACAGCGUAUCAGCUGGACUCCUACUGUAAAUAAUUUCCGUCUAAGUAAAUCCAGAUCAGCAGUCUGCUGUCUAGUUUGCUUCUUUCUGGGAGAUGUCAAAACCUCAAGAACUUAAUGGCUUGUCUUGCACAGGAACCUACACGUUAUAUCUGAAGCCUACCGGUGGCCCAUGGGGGUAUUAAGUAUAUCCCUCCCACUCCAGAAACGAGAAGGGCAAUAAAAUGUCAUGUUUUUGUAAUUCA
This is a messenger RNA of Manis pentadactyla (Chinese pangolin), 1414 nucleotides long. RefSeq names its product chromosome 11 C14orf119 homolog (gene C11H14orf119). Lineage: Eukaryota; Metazoa; Chordata; Mammalia; Pholidota; Manidae. The transcript has 2 exons. The record is from RefSeq and is a predicted model, not a curated record. Bases 477 to 1019 code for a protein of 180 amino acids.